GCACAGCGAUUCGACCUCCCUCGCUUUGAUCUGUGUCAAAAAAGCUGGGUAAUCCUACUUGCUACAAUGCGUGUCUCUUUGCUGGUGCUAUUGUGCGGAGUCGCAGGGAGCAUAGCGACAAACACAUCGGUCGCGAUCAACCCGGAGCCCCCUCUCGAUAAUCUUGGUCUGCCAGGCUUGCCACUCAAACAUGGACUUGGAUUCUGGCAGCCUCGUAACCUCUUUAUUCGACAAUGUCGGUUGAUGAUCCUCUAGCCAAUUACCCUAAAUGUUGCAGCGGUCACAGUCUUGAUUAUCUAUACCAGACCUAUACCUGCUGCGCAAAUUCCAACUCGGCAUGUGCACCUGGCUGGUAUUGCUGUGGACUCACGUGCUGCCGGGAAGGGAUCACUUGCUGCGGAAGCAUAUGCUGCAAUGAAGGGUACUCCUGCAGUACGGCACAAACCUGUGUUGCGAGAACUACAACCUCGAGAUCAAGCACCACCACAACACGACAGCCGACUGGAACUACUACACCAUCGGAAGGCGAUGAGGACAAUUUUAAAAAGGGACUGAGUCAAUCGGAUAGGAUCGCACUAGGGGUCGGGCUUGGCAUCGGUAUUCCAACACUACUCAUCGGUUUUACAGGCUUGAUUAUAAUGUGCAACAAAUAACGAGGGUAGGAUAAAGAGCGCGAAGGUCUAGACGAGUUGCAGUUUGUCGGUCGACCAUGGUUUGAGAUUUUUUGUUUCUGUCAAUUCAUACUGAUGUACAACACAUAGACUUUAAGCCACUCGUAAUAUUUAAUCACGUAUUGGCCAAACCUGCCUGAGUGGGUUGAAAGA
This is a messenger RNA of Macroventuria anomochaeta, 824 nucleotides long. RefSeq lists its product as uncharacterized. The coding region runs from base 234 to 653 and encodes 139 amino acids. The record is from RefSeq and is a predicted model, not a curated record. Lineage: Eukaryota; Fungi; Ascomycota; Dothideomycetes; Pleosporales; Didymellaceae. The transcript is spliced from 4 exons.